Thermothielavioides terrestris NRRL 8126 is the source of this 1708-nucleotide messenger RNA. RefSeq lists its product as uncharacterized. NCBI's taxonomy places the organism in Eukaryota, Fungi, Ascomycota, Sordariomycetes, Sordariales, Chaetomiaceae. Gene Ontology annotation, molecular function: translation release factor activity, codon specific; sequence-specific mRNA binding. The record is from RefSeq and is a predicted model, not a curated record. Bases 234 to 1544 code for a protein of 436 amino acids. Gene Ontology annotation, cellular component: cytosol; translation release factor complex. Gene Ontology annotation, biological process: cytoplasmic translational termination. The transcript has 4 exons.
CUUGUGGGGCUGUCGUGCGCCACUUGGCUCCAAGCCCAUAAAAAGCUUCACCAGGCGCGAAACCCCUCUCCCGUUCAAACCCCACCACCAAUUUCAGGAAAAUCCGGGUCAGAAAAGCACAUAGCUGCCAUAUCUCAAAAAAAGAGCGCACAGGUUCUCUCUCCGUGAGGAGGAUCUAGGCGAGGUCUACUUUCUCCUAGUUUGUUUCCUUUUUCCUGGUCAAAUCGUUCACCAUGAGCGACUCCAACGCCAGCGAGGCGGAGAAGAACAUCGAGAUUUGGAAGGUGAAGAAGUUGAUCAAGCGGCUUGAGGCCGCUCGUGGAAAUGGCACCAGCAUGAUUUCCCUGAUUAUCCCGCCGAAGGACCAGGUCUCUCGCGCGGCAAAGAUGCUGGCUGAAGAAUACGGUACCGCGUCCAACAUCAAGUCGCGUGUCAACCGUCAAUCCGUCCUUUCAGCCAUUACCUCGACCCAGCAGCGCCUCAAGCUGUACAACAAGGUCCCGCCCAACGGCCUGGUCGUCUACUGCGGUGAAAUCUUGACGUCAGAAGGCAAGGAACGCAAGGUCAACAUUGACUUCGAGCCGUUCAAGCCCAUCAACACGUCGCUCUACCUCUGUGACAACAAGUUCCACACCGAAGCCCUCGCCGAGCUGCUCGAGUCGGACCAGAAGUUUGGUUUCAUCGUCAUGGACGGUAACGGGGCGCUGUUCGGCACGCUCAGCGGCAACACGCGCGACGUGGUCCAGAAGUUCUCGGUCGAUCUUCCAAAGAAGCACGGCCGCGGUGGCCAAUCGGCGCUGCGUUUCGCGCGUCUGAGAGAGGAGAAGCGGCACAACUACGUCCGCAAGGUGGCCGAGCUGGCGGUGCAGAACUUCAUCACCAACGACAAGGUUAACGUUGCUGGCAUCGUCCUGGCCGGUUCCGCCGACUUCAAGAACGAUCUGAACGCGUCCGACAUGUUCGACCAGCGGCUGCAGGCCAAGGUCAUCAAGGUCGUCGACGUGUCAUACGGCGGCGAGAACGGCUUCAACCAGGCGAUUGAGCUGGCGUCCGAGACGCUGGGCAACGUCAAGUUCAUCCAGGAGAAGAAGCUGAUCGGCAAGUACUUUGAGGAGAUCAGCCAGGACACGGGCCGCGUCUGCUACGGCGUCGACGACACGCUCAAGGCGCUGGAGCUGGGCGCGGUCGAGACGCUCAUCGUGUUUGAGAACCUCGAGGUGACGCGCUGGACGCUGAAGGACAGCAACGGCAACGAGGUGAUCCUGCACACGACCAAGCAGCAGGAGCAGGGCAACCGCGACAAGUUCAUGGACAAGGAGACGGGCCAGGAGAUGGAGGUGGCGGCGCAGGAGUCCUUCCUGGAGUGGAUCGCCGAGCACUACAAGGAUUUCGGCACGACGCUCGAGUUCGUCUCGGACCGGUCGACCGAGGGCAACCAGUUCGUCAAGGGCUUCGGCGGCAUUGGCGGCAUCCUCCGGUACAAGGUCAACUUCGAGCAGCUGGCCGACGUGGACGAAGACGACGACGACUACUACGACGAUUGACAGUUUGAUUCCCUCGUUGACCACGAGGGACUCGUUACCGAAGCCAUCACGUCCGAGCUGACGACACCGCAUGCCGACCAGGCGGCCGCCGCGCCGCCGCGAAGCCCCGCGAAGCUCCCGCCCGCGCAGCGGCGGCUGAUGAAGGGCUUCGCGGAAAGGCCGAG